CCCCUCACUGGAGUGAAUGAGUGAAAUGAUCAGAGUGAAUGGAGAUUUACUCAAAGCUGGGGACAUCUGUGAAAUUACGCGAAAAAGUACGUAUUUUAUGGAACAAUACUUAGUCACAGAGACCAGAAUUGACUGUAUAACCAGUACAUGACAGCUGGUGUCUGACGUCAGCCUGGGAUUGGCCAAGAAAAGCAGGUACAACCUCUGGCUGGGGCUCACAUGGCUCCCGCUUGCCAUCGCUUGUCAUCGGGAGUGACAAAUGGAAACUACGUCGCUAUUCUGGGGAACCCCAUUGCGUCUGUUCUCCAUUCCCUAUAUCAAUGGCUGUGGACCCUCAUGACCGGUAGCACAAUUUUUUGAGUUCUCAUGAUCCAUCAACAUCACCUGCCCUGUUGCAGAGCUCUACUCCUAUCUUUCUCGCUUUGCCCAGUGCUAUCAACGACAUUCAGUAAAACAAUCCGAUUGGAAAUAUGAUUGCCGCUUAUACAGACAUCGAGUUGCCCCCAGGAGACUCUCCCGAGCUGGUACUGGCUCGGGCGACUCCAACGGAACGUGUCGAGUCCAUUAAGCUGAACAGCACAGAAUGGAAGGGUCCGUUGGAUCUCGACUCGUAUCUUGCGCGGGAGGACACACUACUCCAACAGCGAUUGACGAAGAGAGGAUUGAUUUGCUGGAUUCUAGUUGAUCGCCGACAGCCCGAAAAUACGAGAACAAUCCUCAGUUCUUGUGAAACGUACAGAAAGACAACGAUGGUGGCCCGUAGCGGGAAAGUGGAAGAAGCGCCAGCUCAGGGUGUCGGAAGUGUUUAUUGUCGGCCAGAGUUCAGAGGCAAAGGCUAUGCGAAGAGAAUGCUGGAGGAGCUGAGCAAGAAAAUAGAUGAGUGGCAGACGGAGGUCGAGCCCAAAGAGAGACCGCUAUUCAGUGUUUUGUUUUCCGAUAUCGGGAAACGGUUCUAUGCUCAGUUCGGCUGGAAGGCUCACCCAUCUUCACACUUUGCGCUUCCCCCUAUUUCCAGCGAGGAACAUUCGACUAGAAUACCGAGCAAACUGCCAGGUGUGCGAGUACUGCGAUCCGAGGACGUUGAACGUUGCAUGUGCAGCACUAGCGUUCUUGAUAAAGAGCGAGAACUUCUGCGACAGGCUUCGCUGAAAUCUUCUGAUCCAAAAGUUGCAAUUGCUCCAGAUUUCAACCACUUUUUAUGGCACUGGGCGAGGGAAGAGUUUUAUUCUCAAAAGCUCUACCCUAAGAGAGAGAUGCCCAUGGCAAAGGGCGCCGGCAACGACGACGCCAAGGUGUACUGUGCCUGGAACAGGAACUUUGGCGCUACACCGGCAGAGAACACAUUGUACAUUCUCCGAUGGGUGUACAACGAGCCCGCCUCUCCGGAAGAGACCGAGAUGACGGUCAAGGCGAUGGCUGCAAUCCUCAGAUGUGCCCAACUGGAGGCACACGAGUGGAAUAUGGCGAAUGUUACGUUCUGGAACCCAACCCCGCUUCUCGAAAAGGCCGUUGCUUUAUUGGACCCGACUGCUGAAGUAGUUCACCGCGAAAAAGACAGUAUUGCGUCUCUUAGAUGGAGCGGGAAACCAGAAGAGCACGUGGAAUGGUUUUUGAACGAGAAGUACGCAUGGUGUUGAGUACCACGAUGCGCGCAUUUAGCCAAUAAGACAUAGAAGGCUUUGCAUACACGGAUGGCACUUAUUGAUUCAUCGUUUCUGCCUCUUCUGGUUCUUGAAUAAUUCAUGCCAAUUCCUC
Molecule: messenger RNA, 1755 nt
Organism: Aspergillus versicolor CBS 583.65
Lineage: Eukaryota; Fungi; Ascomycota; Eurotiomycetes; Eurotiales; Aspergillaceae
Exons: 1
Coding region: 471-1637 (388 amino acids)
Source: RefSeq, a predicted model, not a curated record